Molecule: messenger RNA, 1669 nt
Organism: Caenorhabditis angaria
Lineage: Eukaryota; Metazoa; Nematoda; Chromadorea; Rhabditida; Rhabditidae
Source: the annotation of a GenBank genome assembly
AUGGAUUUGUGAGUUUUUUGGGGAAUCUAGAAAAAUGUGAAAAUCAAAAAUGUUGUAUUUCAGACUUCACUUUGCUUAUAAAUUACUUUUUGGCCAUGUGAAGAUAAGUAUGGAGAUUGUCCCGCCAAUUUUCAGAGUGAGUUUGGAAAUGAAAAAUUUAUCAGAAAAGUUCCCUAUCCAAGUCUUCAAACUUUUUUGUUAAAAAUCGUCCUGAAUUCCCAACAAAAAAAACAUUUCAAAAUUCAAUUUUCAGAAUUGUUCGAGUAUAUUUAUUCCAAACAAAGACGAAAAAUAUGCGAAUUGCACAAUCGAAGCUGGAAUUGAUCCUUGCUAUUUGUUACGCGAACUUCAUCGUGCCAAAGAAUUUCGAACAUAUUUUCUUGCCAUAAUUCCAAUAAUUCUCUCAAUAAUCGCAUGCUCUUUGAAUAUCUGCUAUCUUCUGGCACAAAUCAAAUGUUUCCGACAGGAAAAAGCGAGUUUCAAAAAGCGUCAGAUAUUUCUAAUCAGUCGAUCUCUUUCAAUUAUUCUUGCCAAUAUUUUGUUCUAUGUUGUUAUAAUUGUUUGGAAAAGUAGUGGAUUCAAUUAUCCGUCGGCGAUGAUUUUUAUUUUCAUCGGUGGUAUUAAUUUUGUAUCGGUGACGGGGACUUAUAUUGGGCUCACUAUUUUAUUGUAUACAGCAAUUGCUCAUCAAUUUUGGUAUAAAACUAAAUUGACGCUCAAACAUUGUUAUAUUAUUGUUGCCGUUAUUUGGAUCAUCUCAUUUAUAAGUUCGGUAAGGAUUUUCGAAUUUUUUGUUUGAUUUAUCUGAUGAUCUGGGGAAGAAGUUAACCAACUACAAACUUGAAAAUAUUUAGAAACGUAUUUUAUAUUUUUGAAAAAAAACCCUUGUUUUUCUCAAGUCUAUAGGAAAAAAUUAGAUUUUUCAAAAAAAAAAUUCAAUUCCAGUUCUGCGUCGCAUUCUGGGGAGCCACAUUAUUCUAUCCGGAAACUGCUCCAAUUUCGUGUUCAUUCGAAGGUUGCCAAAGACCACUUGUUAUCAUAAUCGGUUAGUUUGACACUUUUCCUUCUUUACUCUUAUCAAAUCUAUUUUUUAGUGAUAUCUUUGUCAAUAUUCUAUGGAACUGUAAUCAUCUUAUACGUGUUAAUGAUGUUAAGGUAUUUUUUGGGAGACUUCUAUGAGAAGAGUUCAAUUAUAUUUGCAGACUUCGUCGACUUGUCCGAAAAUCAUCUCUAGUUCGAGCCCGCUCGAAAUCCAACAGUAUGACAGCCCUCAAAAGACUUGGCCUAAAUAUGGUAACAUUUGCAAUUGGCAGUGUUCCAAUUCUUAUCGUUUGCAUAGUUGCAUUGGUGAAUUUGGAAGAUUUAUCAUCUUUAGGAGAAGGUGAUAAAAGUCCGUGCAAAAGUUUCAUCAAUAGUGCGUUAUUUGUCGAAGUUGAAGUUUUGGCAAGUGUUGCGGCUAUCGUAUGGUAGGACAAUUUACUGUCUCUCGGGAAAAAUAACCUGAUCCUAAUAUUUCAGGAUUCUUGCAAUGAUAAUUGAUCCAGUAAUCAAUAUUUUAUCUGAUGCAAAACUUCGAACAUUAAUAGUUCUACAAUUUACAUCAGUUUCGUCGAGUCUUCGAAGGUUUCGAACUGGAUCAGUCAAAUCCACAUUAUCAACAGAUGAUUAG